GCUGCGGUAACGCUCUCGGAGCUUCAACGUCGUGUUUGCACCGGUUCUGGUCCCGCAGGGACACUGUUUUGUUUUUCAUUCCACGUUACGAUUUCGUAACUUAAUUGUCAAAGCUGAUCACAGUGCUUUCUGACUGGGAAGCACUGCAAAGCCGAUUCUGCAAAUUUUGUAUGGACACAUAAGUAGCUACUACGUAACACAAUUCCUGCUUAUUAUUAAUAUGCGAUUGAGUAAGAAGAUAUGGAAAGCUGAAAGACUUCAUUAUCACAGUUAACAACGUUUAGAUUUCCACGUGCUUUUACACUUCUACUGGUUAAUCAUCACUUUAGUGUCGUUAAGCACCACUGGAACGGAUGGCAACAGGAGGAAGAGAACCUAGGGCUCAUCUCUGUAACACACACAACAAAAAUAUGCUGGGCUUCAGCGAAGCACAACAGCUGCUGCCAGCUGUUCCUAGGAGCCCAGCACAUCCGUAUAUACUGUAAGGCAAAGGAACCAAAACUGGGGUUAAUUUUAGGAAGGAUUUCUGUGACUUCUGCAGCUGCACAAAUUUAGAUUGUGAUAGAAGUGGACCUCAGGCUCAGGAAAACAGGCAUGCUCACUGAGGGGCUGUGGACAUACAUGCAUUAUUAUGUGGGCAUUCAGUAUUAUCAACUACUGUGAAAUUCCACAUUUUAGAAACAAUUAACAGAGCAAUUUCUUGCUCUCUGAAUUGCUGUAGUACCAUCCUUAAAUGAAAAUACUCCCUUUCUUUGACUAAUUUUAAAAAACUAAAAUCCUCCCUAACAACCGAAGAAACAAAUACAAUUUUAUUGGGUUAUUGCCCUGUAUUGUUGUGUAAUCCUUACCUUCUGCAUUUGCACUGACUUGUUUUCCCUUCUGCUACCUGGCAUACCUGGUAGGAAAAACAGAUUGCAUGCUUUAAGCCUGUAAUGCACCUGGUGCAUUUAGUGGGAGGAGAGCCUGAAGGGGAUGGGCCAGAAAGAAAGGAACUGUCAAUGGGGCUGCUUGGCUUACCAUGGUAGCCAAACUUUAUCAGUGAUUCCUGGUGAACUAAGUAAUGCACUUGAGUUCUUUUCUAACCAACUGGUUUAGCAGUUUAUUCUGGGAAAGGUCAUUGAAAGGCAGAGACUAUUACUCAGCUGUGCAAUAAGAAAAGGGAUUGGGUAAUUGCCAAGAACAUUCACAGCAAUCAGUAUCAAAAAGAAUAUUAAAACACCAAAAAAUAUAGAGUGGCAUAGAUGUUAGCUGUUUAUCAUCAGUUGCAACUCCUUUUAAUUUCCAGCAGAUUGAAAGAUCACAAACAACUGUCCUUUAAAAACAACAGGGAAGAACCAAUCCCAUCUGGCAAUAAUGAGGUAUUUUUACCUCUGUAAGCUUCCAGGAAGAGUUAUGGGAAUCCGACUACUACGCUUUACUUCUGUGGUGAUCAUAAUCUUACUUCUUGUGGCAGGAACUUUAACAGCUUUGCUCCCCAGUAUCAAAGAUGACAAAAUACUUAAUUUUAAAAGGGAAUCAAAAACCCAGAGUCAGCCUGCAGUAGAUUCAUUUACUCUUAUUAUGCAGACAUAUAACAGGACUGACUUACUACUGAAAUUAUUAAACCAUUACCAAGCCAUCCCCCAUUUACAUAAAGUAAUUGUUGUGUGGAACAACAUUGGAGAGAAGAUGCCAGAGAAGAUGUGGAAUUCCUUAGGCCCUCAUCCUGUUCCUGUUAUUUUUAAAGCUCAAUCUGUAAAUCGCAUGAGGAACAGACUCCAGAACUUUCCUGAGCUAGAAACAAAAGCUGUUUUAAUGAUGGAUGAUGAUACACUCAUCAGUGCUCAUGACCUUACUUUUGCCUUUUCUGUUUGGCAGCAAUUUCCAGAACAUAUAGUGGGAUUCAUUCCUAGAAAGCACAUUUCUACUCCUUCAGGUGUAUACAGUUAUGGCAGCUUUGAACUGCAGAAUCCAGGAAUUGGAAAUGGAGAUCAAUAUUCUAUGGUUCUUAUUGGUGCAGCGUUUUUUCAUUGUAGGUAUUUAGAAGACUUUCAAAGACAACCAGAAGCUGUUUACACUUUAAUAGAUGAAACUCAAAAUUGUGAUGAUAUUGCCAUGAAUUUUCUGGUAGCAAGGCGUAUUGGAAAGCCUUCAGGAGUGUUUGUGAAGCCUGUUGAUAUAAGAAAUUUAGAGAAAGACACAAACAGUGGCUAUUCUGGGAUGUGGCACCGAGCAGAGCAUUUGUUACAGAGAUCUUACUGUGUAAAUAAAUUGGUUAAUAUUUAUGAUGGCAUGCCUUUAAAAUAUUCUAAUAUAAUGAUUUCCCAGUUUGGGUUUCCUAAUUAUGCCAAUCACAAAAGUAAAGUGUAAAUCAAUGAAUUUAAGGGGUUAGAUGGUAAUACUCAGCGAGUUGUACCAAGUACAAGGAAAGAAAAAAAGUGUAAUUACUGUAUCUUGGCCAUCCUUAUUUGCAGCCUUUGAGUUCUUUCAUACGGCAUUAUGGCAUUCCCCCCUCCUACUCUUUCUUACCAAGGUAAAUUUUCAGAAUUUUUUUAAUAUAUAUCUUAAUGUUUAGUUGUAAUAAAAUCUUCCUCUUCCCAUAACCUGAGAGGUGUUUACAACUAGGCCACUUCUUCAGAAACAUGCAACCAAAAAUGUACCCCUAUACUUGAGUGUUCAUAAUCUGAUUUUUUAUUUUUAUUGUGUCCCUAGGUAAGUAAGCGUGGUUUUGCUGUGUGUGGAGAAGAUUCCUUCCCCUGCUUUUCCCUCUCCUUCUCCUCCACACACUUCCUACUGAAACUGUAAAAGGGCUACAACAAACAGACUAGGCUCCUAGAUUCCUGUACAAAACUCUUUUACAUCUGUAUGUAAGCUUUGUAUUCUGAGAUAUUCCUGAAGCUGCUGUGAAGGCAAACCAGAAGAAGAGUACCCCGCUUUGAGCUUAGUCCUAAAACCAUUGCCUACAAUAUCUACUACUGCUGAGGUUGUGAAGAAGGAUCUCUUUGAUACAUCUUUUUCUCUUAUUAAUAAUUAGCCUAGAGUUGCUGAGAUUGCAAACAGUUGAAAGGUAAAACUUACCAGUUGGAAACGAAAGAAACACUUGAAUACAUGAAAUAUGAAAAUUAUAUAUGCAGUCUAAUCAAUGAGAUUGUUUAUCAAUACUGUCUUUAGUAUUUAGUUUUCUUUUGGUAUAUUGUGUGUAUGUUGUUACAAAAUUGUGCCCAAGUAAAUCUUUACUUCUAAAAUAUGUCUUAUUUCCAAUUGCUAAUGAGAGCAUGCUGCUCUACAUUUUUUCUAGUUUGUACACUUUGUAAUAUUACAGGUCUACUUUUUUUUUUGAACUGAUCUUUCACAUGAACAAUUUGUGAUUCCUUUUAUCUCUGUUUUUGGCAGCUAUGACAACAGAAUUAAAAUAUGCAAUAAAUGUGUAAAACAUGUGUUUUAAGGUACAUGUGCUAUGUGAUGGACUGGACUAUUAUCAGUCUUUGAAUUAUGUGGCUUAAUCUGUGGCAAGAGAGCAAUUUUUAGUAACUUCUGUUUUAUUAGAAACAGCGUUAACAUAGGAAAAAUUUCACUGUAACUACAUAACUAUUUUGUGGUAUGGAUGAAAAGCAAAAAAAAAAGCAGUGAUUUUUUUUUUGUAUCAGAAGAAUCAAAUCUGCCAUCUGAUCUAGGUUUAAUCCCACCUACGUCAGUUUUAAUUUAUUUUCAGUACUAGUUCAGAAGUUGGUAAUCAAUAACAGCUAGUGUCUACAAUACACCAUCUAUACAAUUGGUGUAUGAUUAUUUUUUAAUAAAUUACCUGGACGAAAACAGUCUUUGAAAUAUGACAUUCUUACAGCUGUUUCUGGAUAUGGGCUUUUCGGGUUUCUUUCUGGAGAACAGAGGAUUCUUUUGUUUUGUCAUAUCAGUGUUGAAGAAUUUAUGUUCAGUGAAGGCUUCCUAAUAUUUCUAUAAGACUUAAGAAAAAAGCAAGCUUCUUAUAUCAAAUUAAAGUCUAUUCAUUUUUGUUGUAAAUUGUAUUUACUAGGCUGUAGUGAUAAGCAAAAUCCAAACAAAACUAUGUGAGAAGUGCAACUAGAAGUGCAACUUUACUAGUGGUAGCUUCCUGCAUUUCAUUCGUUUAUUGGGCAUCUUUAAUUUCUGUUCUGUACAGUAUUAUGUUACAUUUCCACGAUUUUAGUUGUAUUUUACCUUUUAAAUUGUGAACUGUCAACUCAGCUGAAUUUUAAUCUUGAGGGUUUGUUUUUUGAGGGAAAAGGGAUUGUUUGGGGCUUCCUGUUUUGUCGUCUUUUGUUGUUUUCUUUUUUAGCAGGAAGCUCUUCUGUAUCAGUGAAGGAAUGAAUAGAAAAGCUUUUAUUAUUCUGGUAAAUUUAAUUUGUACCUUUGUCAAAUAAAAUACAUUAAUUGA
Meleagris gallopavo (turkey) is the source of this 4390-nucleotide messenger RNA. Lineage: Eukaryota; Metazoa; Chordata; Aves; Galliformes; Phasianidae. The record is from RefSeq and is a predicted model, not a curated record.